GAUUUGUUCUGGGAGGCGCAUUUGGUGUCUUCACAGCUGGCAUUGACACCAACGUUGGGUUUGAUCCCAAGGAUCCAUAUCGCACGCCAACCGCAAAAGAGGUCCUCAAAGAUAUGGGGCAGCGAGGCAUAUCCUACGCAAAGAACUUCGCCAUUGUGGGUGCCAUGUUCUCAUGCACCGAAUGUGUGGUAGAAUCUUAUCGUGGAAAGUCAGACUGGAAGAAUAGUGUUAUUAGCGGCUGCAUAACAGGAGGAGCAAUCGGCUUCAGAGCUGGUUUGAAAGCAGGGGUUAUCGGCUGUGGUGGAUUUGCCGCUUUCUCCGCCGCGAUUGAUUACUACCUACGGUAACAGUGGGAUCCCUUGGGAGCAAGUUUCCCUUUUGUUCCGGUGCUGCUGCUAAGAGCCUGCAUCACGGCAGAAGAACCGUCAGGCUUACCUUUCCACUGCCUUUGGAGUCCUGAUCAGUGCAAGCUGGAUGGUGUUGGCUGCUUUUCCUGAAUGACUAACAAUAAUUUGGCUCUGAGCCCUGGCGUGCUGCUUCAGGCAGACUUGCAGGAGUAUGCGAGGACGGAGCCAGGCGCGGUGAGCAGUAUCUCCAGGACGGAUCAGCUGACUGUCAGUUUCCAGGAAACAAGCCUGGACUCUGAGCUUUUUCGAUCCUUUGGGUCUGAUUUUGAUUAAGUCUGUUGCUAGCAUCAAAAGAGACAGGAGGACAAUCUUUAAAAAGAAAUGCAGUGAUUUAGGUUACCGUGUAUUUAAACGUGCUGCAAGUGUUUAACAGUUAUGAGUUUGCAGCUUGCUACUCUUGUUGGGGAGAGGUAAGAUCCUGUGGAGAAAUAGUUUGUUCCAGGCUUUUCUUAAAAUACCAGCUGAAGACAAACCACCAUCUGUACAACUUGUCUUAUUUCAAGUACAGAGAUGAGAGCCAGAUUUCUUUACCAUGUCUUAAAGGGAAAAGCAAAAAGGAAUCCUUAGCCUUAGAACUGUGUGGUUACUGGCAAACGAACAAAACUGUUUAAGGGGAAAAAAAGAGGUUAUUGCAGAAGUAUAAUUCUCUGUAGCCGCUUGGCUAGCCUGAUUUAACCUCGCUGUGGGAGUACACGUAAUCUUGCUACUGCUUUAACUGCCACAGGCUCACACCGCUAGUUCCAGCAGUUUGAUGAUGAGACUAGAAAGUAGAGUUGUGAGAAUAAACCACUGUUAGACAGA
This is a messenger RNA of Phaethon lepturus (White-tailed tropicbird), 1208 nucleotides long. RefSeq names its product translocase of inner mitochondrial membrane 22 homolog (yeast) (gene TIMM22). The annotation marks the transcript as partial. Gene Ontology annotation, molecular function: transmembrane protein transporter activity. The transcript is spliced from 3 exons. Gene Ontology annotation, biological process: protein insertion into mitochondrial inner membrane. The record is from RefSeq and is a predicted model, not a curated record. Gene Ontology annotation, cellular component: TIM22 mitochondrial import inner membrane insertion complex. Lineage: Eukaryota; Metazoa; Chordata; Aves; Phaethontiformes; Phaethontidae.